Macadamia integrifolia is the source of this 933-nucleotide messenger RNA. Its product is annotated as MRN complex-interacting protein. Gene Ontology annotation, molecular function: chromatin binding. Gene Ontology annotation, cellular component: nucleus. NCBI's taxonomy places the organism in Eukaryota, Viridiplantae, Streptophyta, Magnoliopsida, Proteales, Proteaceae. Bases 86 to 808 code for a protein of 240 amino acids. Gene Ontology annotation, biological process: mitotic G2 DNA damage checkpoint signaling. The transcript has 4 exons. The record is from RefSeq and is a predicted model, not a curated record.
CUCCUCAUUUAGUCACCUGGCGCCAAGUGCCAACCUGCAAAAGAAAAAAGAGAGGGAAAACUGGAAAAGCUGAGUACGCCCCGCAAUGUCGACGAUCUUCAUCGCUGUUCAAUGCUGCCAAUGCUCGACAAUGCAGGUGAAGCAGCAGAAGAAGAGCAGCAACAAAUGGAACUGUGUAAUCUGCAACCAGAAGCAGUCAAUACGGAAGGUAUUCGCUCAAGGAUUCCUUGCUAAAGACGUCCGCAAGUUCGUCCAGAGUUUCAACAUGUCCCGGAAAUUCAUCGAAGAAAACGCAGAAGCUAAAGCCCUAAGCCCACUGCCACUACCACCACCACCACAAAAAGAGAUCCAUAAUCCCACUAAGAGAAGAAGUGAUUGGAAGGAGUAUCUCGAUCCGGAAGACUUCGUAGAUGACAAGCAAGAGGAAAAAGCAACAGCCUCAUGCGUAGGUGGCGUUUCUGAGCCGAAUAUUGUGACGUUGCCGAAUGAGAUUUUUAAGAAACCCAAAUUGAAGAACUACUCUGGUGGAUUGGACAGCGGCGGAGCAAAAAGACUUUUGAAACCCAAUUUCUCAAACAGAAAGAGGGUGACCAAUCAAGAAAAUGAAGAGGGGAAGGAGUUGCAGUCAGGAAAGGCAAAGGGAACGGCAUCAAAGUGGAGCAAUUUCUUAUCAGAGGAAGACGUUGAUGAGUUGUUAAUGGAAAGAGGGAAGAGGGAUGUCCGGGAUCCGUGGUGCCAAGCUGCUAACCUGGACACUGCAUUCAGUGAUCAAAGGGUAGAAGACGAAGUCCAUCCAGAUUUCAAGUGAUUUGUUUUCUAAUGUUCCGGUUUCCUAUAGUUGUACUCCUCUUCCGUUCUUCUUGAAAUAGAAAUGGAAAACCAUUUUGCCUAGGCUCCAUUUGCUAGUCACCAGCAAUAAACUAGACUUAUCCA